Messenger RNA from Oryctolagus cuniculus (rabbit), 2983 nucleotides. Lineage: Eukaryota; Metazoa; Chordata; Mammalia; Lagomorpha; Leporidae. The record is from RefSeq and is a predicted model, not a curated record.
CGCGUGUGCGCGGGGUGGGGAGUGCCGCUCGAAGGAGCAGGUGCAGAAGCCGGGAGUGCGCUCCGCCCAGGUUAUCCGCGACGCGCGAGUGGCUGCGCGGGGAGAGACCGCGAGGAGGGGCAGGCGCUCCCGGGUGCGGCCGCGGGACCCCUGUUUGUGGGACCGCGGCCCCCGCGCCCGCGCCGCCGAGCGUCCUCCGCCCGAGGGAGCGGGGCCGUGGGGGCGGCCGCCGCGAGCAUGCGCACGGGCGCUGCGGCGGGCGGUGCGGGGCGCGGGGACGCGGGGCGGCGCGAAGCGGGGCCCUCUGCCGCCCCGCGCUCCCAUGUACGCCUUCUACUCGCUGCUCAUCUACAUCUUCUACAGCCUCUUCCGCAGGGAUGGAGGGGCGGCGGCGGCCGCCGGGGACCCCGGCCAGAGAGACAGCCGCAAGCCCGCGGGUCGCCGUCGCCCUGAGCAGCUCGCGCCGGAGUUGUGGGCCGAGCUGACCGGCCUGGCCGGCUGCGAGGAGUCUGAGGAUGAGCCGGAAGUGGGCGCGGAGCGCCGCGGGGCCGCCGUAUCCCUGGAGGAGGCGCUCACGCGCCUGGCGGAGUUCCUUUCUGUCCAGCUGGGGGCGGGAGAGAGCUGCGGGACUGCUCCGGACCUGGGCCAGCCCGGCGAGCUGCCCCCGCUGCUGACCGUGACCAGUCAGCUCUUGGCCCUUCUGGCUUGGAUUCGGAGCCCCCGAGCAAGGCGGGCCUUCCUGCAGGGGACUCAGCCGGCCUCCUGCGUGCAGCCGCUGCCUCCAGAUGGACCCCUGCCUGCUCAAGAAGACCCUUCCGACCUCACCCCAGGCCCCGGGGAGGCGGCCAAGGGUGAGGCCCUGGGGCAGCAGCCCCUGCAGCUGGAGGAGGACCAGCGAGCCUGGCAGCGCCUGGAGCAGCUCGUCCUGGGACAGGGGGCGACAGACUCAGAGAAAAGAGUGCAGCAUCUCACCCUGGAGAAUGAGGCCCUGAAACAGAGCCUGAGCCUCACCCGGGACCUCCUGCGGCACUGGGGCGCCGGCCCACCAGCCAGGGCCCCACAGGAGGAGGCAGAGGCGCUGGGGGAGCUGCAGGGCCGGCUACAAGAGGCCCAGCACACCACCGAGGCCCUCCGCGUCCAGCUGGGGGUGCAGGAGGCGCAGCUGCAGGGGCUCCGAGCCGCCCUCCAGCAGCUCCAGCAGGAGGCGGAGCAGAACUGCCGACAGGAGCUGCGGCAGGUGCACGCGCAGCUGGCGGGACUUCGGGCACGGAUGGCCGGUCUGCGUCAGGGCUGUGGGGACCUCAGAGGACUGGUCAGCACCUUUACCCAGAGCUGUCAGGGUUCACUGAGUGAAGCUCAAGGCCAGGUAACCUGGGCCCUGGGGGCACUGUCGGCCAGCGAAGCUGGGACUCCGCUCCCCGAGGGGCAGCAGGGCCCCCCAGCUGGAUGCCCAGGGCGCCUCCUGGAGCUGAGGGGGAACAUCCGGCUGCUGUGUCGCCUGAGGCCAGGGACGCCUUCCAGCCUGGUGAGCGUGGAACCCGGGCGCAGGGGCACGGUCACCACCUGCUACCGAGGGCGCCAGCGUUGCUUCCGCCUGGACUGGGUCUUCGCUCCCGACGCCAGCCAGGAGGAGGUCUUCAGGGAGCUGGAGCCAGCCGUGCUGUCCUGUCUCCGAGGCUACAGCGUCUGCAUCUUCACCUACGGACAGACCGGGGCAGGGAAGACCUACAGCAUGGAGGGCCCACCCGAGGACCCGGGCAUAGCUCCUAGGGCGCUGCAAUCGCUGUUCCGGGAGAUGGGGGCUGCAGGGCGGCACCGUGUGACCCUCAGCAUGGUGGAGAUCUACAACGAGGCCGUCAGGGACCUCCUGGCCCCUGGGCCCCCGGAGCGCCUGGCAGUGAGGCAGGGCCCGGCGGGUCAGGGAGGGGUGCAGGUGGCCGGCCUCACCCACUGGGACGUGCCCAACCUGGACACGCUACACCAGAUGCUGAGCCUGGGGAGGAGCAACCGGGCCACCGCCGCCACAGCCAUGAACCAGCACAGCUCCCGCUCGCACGCCCUGGUGACGCUGACCCUGUCUCCACCGCGGGCCCCGGGCACCACAGCUCACUCGCCUGCUGCAACCGGCGCUCGGUCCCGGGACCACAGCGGUGCUGCUACUGCAGAUCUCCACGCGGCCGGAGGACCUCGGGGAGACUGUGUGUUCGCUCAAGUUCGCCGAGAGGGUGGGUCAGGUGGAGCUGGGGCCGGCCCGGCGCCGCAGGACCCCGCGCUCGGGGACACCCUCUUCCCUCGGCAGUGGGACGCCGCCCACGCCCACGCCCACGCCCACGCCGCCGUCCGCGGGCAGCCCUCCCAGCCCCAGCCGCAGCCCGGCCCUGACGCCCCCAGAGGGUCGCAGCCUAGCCUGAAGGUCUGGGGCUGCACCUCUGCAGGCAGAGGCAGCAGGAAAGCCCCAGACCCCACCCCUCUCCCAAGGCACCACCUCUUUGCUGUCUGGGGGCCUCCAGAGCUGCCCCAGCCCUGGCCAAGUGUUGUCUGUCGAUGGGGAGGGGCAGCCACUAGGCCACAGACCCUCGGCUCCCUCCUUAUCACCAUUUGUCCUUAUCAGCACAGCAGGGGUGCCCAGACCUGGCCAAGUGGUUGCCCAAGUCCCCGACCCUGCCCCCAAGUCAGACUUGGUAUGAAAAUGCUGUAAAAUUCCUUUACUAUCCCCUGCUCCCACCACGGAGGAUCCAGUGUUUAUUCCCUACCCGCUGUCCCCAAAAAGGUGCUCCCCUUUCCAGACAGGGUCCAGCACUGGAUUCUCCCUCCCCCAGCCCGAGGCCAGUGUGGGCAGUGAUGGAUGGUUGGGUUGGGGUGGGGGAAGAUGGGACCAGGAAUGGCUGCCGAGUCGAGCCCUGCCCUCCCAGCCGCGGGGGUGUGCCCAGCUGGGGGCACAGCCCUGGGAGGUGCAGCCUAAUAAACACGAUCGGCUCAGCAA